UUCGGCUACGCUGAAUCAUAAAUACACUUCACCUAACUAUUUUUAGAUAUUUAACAAAUAGUUAAAGUUUAAAUGUUGCUUUCGUAAUAUAAUUUUGAUUAGGUCCUUAAAUGUGCUAUGGGCAUAUCCAAAAAAAUAAGGUAUUAUUAAGAUAUAGUUAUUUGUUAUUGAAUUAUUCUCUCUUAAGUUAUUUUUCGAAAAAUGUUCUUAUUGGAUAUUUAUUUAAUAUAAAUUAUAAAACAUGUGGAUUAAGUGACUAUAGUAAGUGGAUUUUAUAUUAGGACUUUGCUCAAUUAUGAACUGAUACGGGAAAAUGUUCUAGAUUGAUUUAUAUGUACACAAAGCAUGAUCAAGUAGAAUUUUCGGCGUCAUGAAAUAACUCCCCAAAACAAAAAUGAAAUUAUGAAAUAAUUCCUCAAAAUUCACAAAUGAAAUAUAUUCCUAAAAAUAUUUUUUGGGGAGUUAUUUCAUUAUAUUACAUUUAUCACACGAAAUAAUAUAAUAUAUAUGUCUGAUAGCCAGCAUCCAGCCGGGCACAAGGGUUUUAUCCUCUGGGGUACAUUGGACACCGGCUUCGCUAAGAAUACACUCUCUCUGUAUCAAGAGUUUUCAGCCUUAUGUCGGCUAUUUAGGAAAUCUUUAGUAAGUGAAGCCGUUGUUGGACAUACCAUAGAGUAGAAAGUCAUUGCGCUCGGCCGCAGGCCUGCUAUUAAGGGAAUUUUUAUUAUGCGAUUAAACUGAAAUGCAUUAAACAUUGAAGUCCUACUCGAAAGUAUGAGCGACCUACUUUUUUUUAGAAAUGUCACUGAAACCGACUUGUUCCAUAAUUCGUUAUUUUUAAAUGGGAACUUAUUUCAUUUUAAAAUUACGGAUUUGUUUCAUUUGAAAUAAAUCUCCAAAAAAUAGGGUGUUAUUUCAUUUUAAUUUAGGAAGUUAUUUCAUUUCAUUGGGACUUUUAUUCAUUUUUCAAUUGGGGAAUUAUUUCAUAAUGAAACAAGUCCCCAAAUUUGAGGACUUAUUUCAUUUUUGUUUUGGGGAGUUAUUUCGUGGGGAGUUAUUUCAUGACGCCUUUUAGAGUGAGUAUACAUACACAAAUAUAUCGAAUUAUUUAUCUUUCUUAAUUAAUUUGGAAAAUUAAGUUAUUUUAGGAAGUUAUGACUAUGGACCGAUACCGAUCUGUAUUAAAUAUAUUAAAUAUCUUUAGAUUUAUAUUUAAUUUUGUAGUGAUAGCAAUAGUUUUGAACAAGUUAUUAAAAAUAAAUCCAUUUUCGAAAAUAUGUACCAAAAGUUAAAAAAAUAAUUAAAUUGUUUCAAGAAUGUGUGAAAUUUUUACUUAUAACUUCAUAAUGAAUAUAUAUGGUAAAUUUGGUUGAUUACUUUAGCUUAGUCUUAACAUGAACGAUUUUUUGUCAGAGGACUAAUAGAAUCGGAAUUUCAUAUGGACCCAGAAUAUACAGGUACACUUUGUUGGGUAUAAGAUAAAUAUUAACAGAAUGACAGAAACUUAUGAAGGUGUACUCUACAUAUACCACCAUUGAUGGUGGUGUAGAGUAUAAAAAUAUCGGUAACAACUGAUGUUGUUAAUUUUUUUCUCUUAGUUAUUUGUUUUAAGAGAAUUUUCUACUAUCUCUCACCAAUUCCAUUUUACAACAAAUUCAAACUUGUUGUGAGAGAAAAUUUUCCUAAUUUUAAGAGUAAUUUUUUAAAAGAGACCAAUUAUUAAAGAGAAAAAUAAACACAACGUUGUCAACUAAGUGUUUUCACUACCGUUUUGGUGUUUUUUUUUUAAGUGGUUGCCAUUAAAAAUUUGAAAAAAGAAAAGCUGAAAAUUUUUUAUUCAAAAUAUAACAUUUACGUUAAAAAGCUUUCUGGUUAAUAAAACACAUUUUACUUCAAGAUUUAUUUAUUAUUUCGCAAUAAAUUUAGACAAAUUACUUACGGUAUUGGCUCAAAUCUGGAGUAAAAAUUUUAAUAUAUUUUAAAAUUCUGGCAAGCCUUUUCUUAACUUAUCGUUUUAUUUACGAGAGAUUAUAGAUUUAUUAUUUCUUUAGAAUUUUGUCUAAAGGUAACAAAUUUUUGUACCAGUAAGUUAUCGUCAAAAAUAUGCUUGCCCUACUUUUUAAUAAUUUUUAUUUUAAAUAUUUUUAAAGUCUAUAAAAAUGAACUCAAAAAUUAAGAAUCAAGAAUUACGAAUACCUGUACGUUCAGGCUACAUAGCUGCCUGCUGGUAUGGUAAUCGGAAUGAAAGACCUAUUGUGGCUAUGCAUGGCUGGCAAGACAACGCGGGAUCAUUUGCUCUACUGGCUCCUAAGUUAAGUCAACAUGUUGCAAUUUUAGCUAUAGAUUUACCAGGUCAUGGUAGAUCUUCUCAUUUUCCUACCGGUUUAAUUUACCACACGUCCGAUUAUGUUAGAGUUAUUAAAGAAAUAAUGACUUAUUAUAAAUGGUCAAAAAUAUCACUUAUUGGUCACUCAAUGUCUUGUGCUGUUAUCUAUCAUUUUGCUGCAUUAUUUCCCGAAUUAGUAGAUAUUAUAAUCAGCAUAGAUGUUUUGCAUACACGAUAUUUUACUUUGGAUCAACAAAUAAACACUUUAAAUUUUUGUAUAGAAAAAUUUCUCAUCGAUACAGAACGUAAAGUGAUAAACCAAAUUCCUGAUGUUGAACCACCUAACUAUACAUUUGCGGAAUUAGAAAAUAUGAUAUAUAAAGCCUCCGAAAGAUCAGUGGACGUGGAUAAAGCCAAAUAUAUAUUAGAACGUAAUAUAACUUUAUCCAAAAAAGAUUCUAAUAAAUAUUAUUUGUCCCGAGAUGGUGGUAUAAAAUACCUGCUGGAAACCUAUACAGAACCAAAGUUAACCGAACUAAUGGCCAAGAGAAUGUUUAACAUUAAAUGGUUGGUUUUAAGAGCAGAACAUUCGUAUCAUUUAAAUGAGCAACAGGCAACAACUAAGAGAAUUUUAGAGAUUCUUAAAGAAAAUAAUCCAAAUUUCAUUUUUAAUAAAAUACCGGGUGUAAAACAUCACUGUCAUUUAACGGAUGUGGAAAAAGUAGAAGCAUAUAUUGUGCCCUUUUUAAAAAAAUAUCGCCAAGUGGAAUAUUUGAAUUAUAGUGAAAUAAGCAAAUUGUAAUUAUGAUUUUUAUUUAUAUUUAAUAAAUGUUUUCUUAUUAUAUUUGUAAUAAUUAGUUAA
Messenger RNA from Lucilia cuprina (Australian sheep blowfly), 3188 nucleotides. RefSeq names its product probable serine hydrolase. The record is from RefSeq and is a predicted model, not a curated record. The transcript has 2 exons. Lineage: Eukaryota; Metazoa; Arthropoda; Insecta; Diptera; Calliphoridae. Bases 2160 to 3128 code for a protein of 322 amino acids.